Messenger RNA from Moesziomyces antarcticus, 717 nucleotides. RefSeq lists its product as uncharacterized. The transcript has a single exon. Lineage: Eukaryota; Fungi; Basidiomycota; Ustilaginomycetes; Ustilaginales; Ustilaginaceae. The record is from RefSeq and is a predicted model, not a curated record. The coding region runs from base 1 to 717 and encodes 238 amino acids.
AUGACGCCACCACGAGGCGCCUCCAUCACGCCAUCGGAUCCUUCGUACCUCUCUCAAACUCUGCUGCUUCUUGCGGUGCAAACGGGGGUGUUGAGUGCGAUCCUUGCACGUCCGCACGAUGACACGCGUCUGAUACUCAUCCGCACCCUCGUCGUCUCGGUGCUCAGCGGCGGGACAUUUGGGUUGCUGCAACAGCGGUAUAUGACGUUACAGCGAGCGUGUGCGUUGCGUCUUUCACGCAUGCACGAGGCGUAUACCGUCGCUACAUCUCGCGCGGUGGUUCUGACCGCUUCGGGGAUGACUACGAUCUCGACGCUGCUGCUUGUCACAUCGCUAGUCUCACACCUGCCACUCGUGCAUGUCCGUCUCGCACCCCAAUCGAGCUUGAUGCAAGUCACAGCGCCACUAGGAUGGUGGGCGGCAGCGAUGAAUGUUACCAUCUGCAUCGCCUGCAUCGCCAUGGCUACCACACAAGAUCCAAUCACCUUCACCUUUGAGCCAGAAGUCGCCAAAGACAGCAUCCCAUUAGCGGGCUUUUCGGUGGAUGGCGAGUGGGCCAAGAUCGCAAGCACGUCCAGAAGACACGAUGUCUACAUCCGACAGCCAAACGCAAGCAAGACGUUCGAGAUGACAACCCGUCUAGCGUCCAAUCAUCCACUCUACAAUCCCGAGCGCGACACGACUUCAUCCGGCCCCACGCUGCACAUCACACUGUAA